AUGAAACAGAAUACAUUUUUGGCCUUGUCGACUGAAGUGAGCGAGCCUUUCAUCAUACCUAACGUAUCACCAAUCUCAUCGCCCAAACUCGAGGGCAAGAGCCGUGCUGAUAGCAUAAGCGGAACAGUUGCUAGCGACCAGCGUUCUCAACCCUUGGUUGCUCAUGGCAAUGGGGGGGUUGUUGACGGAGACGAGUUAUUGUCAAGUAGGAAAUCGUCUGCUAUUGAUUUGAGUUAG
Lodderomyces beijingensis is the source of this 237-nucleotide messenger RNA. The record is from the annotation of a GenBank genome assembly. Lineage: Eukaryota; Fungi; Ascomycota; Pichiomycetes; Serinales; Debaryomycetaceae.